GGUAAGGAUUAUGUAGUAUUAAAGAUUUUGACCUGCAUUUUUUUUCUAUCAUCGUUCGGUCCAGUUCUUAUAACGAGUCUCGGCAGACGCUAAAAUACGCCCAUACAUAGUGAGAUAUUCAGAAGGCCAAGAGCCAAGCGCCCGGGAGACACCCAAAAGAACUUUGACCGAAAUUUCAGCCCACCCCCUUCCUCGACUUCAUCGGUUGCGGCGUCGGUCCAUGAUCAAGUUAAUGACCUUCCUUCCCAGCUGCUCCCAUCCUGGAAAACCACGUUGCAUGCAUGCGACUUCGCAUUGGCUAUGCGGCCUGACGACGGGUUUGCACGCUGCCCUGGACAUUCAUGGAGGUUUGCUGGCUCAAUGGGUGGCAAUUCCAUCAUAUACGCCUUCAGAAUGAUGUAACUGGCCCUAUCUGGUUUUGAUCAUGGCUCUGAUCGGCCCAGCUGUGGCUAGGGAUAUCUGGAGCUGAAAUAAUAGUAUGUAAUAUAUAACAUGUCCCCCCCUCUCCAGAGUUACAACCCGUACCCCUUAGCAGCUUCAGCUCCAGGGAACUUUACUUGCCCUACUCGUGAUAUUUCUUUUAUAUUGCCAGGCAAGAUGGCGUUAGCUCAAUAUGAUUAUCUUUUUGCUAUAGGCUUAAUAUUUGCCUUCCUUGAUGCUUGGAAUAUCGGAGCUAAUGAUGUUGCCAACUCGUGGGCGACUUCGGUCGCUUCUCGCUCAUUAACCCUUUUUCAGGCCAUGAUAGGAGCCAGUAUCAUGGAAUUUGCAGGAUCCCUCGGUGUUGGAGCCCGUGUCGCUGAUACUAUCCGAACCAAAAUCGUUAGCCCCAACCUAUAUAAUGACUCGCCCGAAGUGCUCCUACUCGGGAUGGUUUGUGCCGUUAUUGCUUCCUCUGUCUGGCUUACUUUGGCCACUAGGAUAGGUCUCCCUGUGUCUACUACCCACUCUCUUAUGGGAGGUGUCAUCGGGAUGGGAAUCGCAUCUGUGGGAGUCAGCAAUGUCACAUGGGUCGCACCAGCUGGUACUAGGGGUACGGAGGUGAUCAACACUGGUGUGGUCUCAGUCUUCCUUGCCUGGAUCAUUGCUCCCGGACUCUCGGCAAUCUUCGCUUCCAUCAUAUUUCUCAUCACUAAAUACGGAGUCAUGUUGCGCAAGAAUCCCGUCAUGAAGGCUUUUGCCCUAGUCCCCGUCUAUUUCGGGUUUACCGCGUCGCUUUUGGUCAUGCUUCUGCUCUGGAAAGGCGGUGGGUAUACCAUUAACUUGAACGAUAAUGAACUUGCUGCUGUCAUUGUCUGUUGCGGUAUUGGCUGGGCUGUUAUUGUUGCGAUAUUCCUUAUGCCCUGGUUGUGGCGCGUGGUCGUCAAGGAGGACUGGGAACUUCGAUGGUACCACAUUGCGCUUGGUCCUCUUCUUUUGAGGCGAGGCGAUGUCCCACCGCCCCCAUCAAACUUUCAAGGUGCUAUUCGUAACUUCUACGAGGGCCAUCUCACGAAGGAAGAGCUUGAAGCCAAACGUGCGGCUGCCCUAGCUCGAAACGACGUCGAGGCCUCUGGCACUAAAGAGACUGCCAAUGAAGCCAACAUUGCAGAGGCUAUCGUCAAGUCUUCGAAGCACUCCGACUCCAGCUCAGAAGAGCUUGCUAACGUUCCGGAGAAGAAGUCGCUAGUCGGCCCUAAGCCUGAGGGCCUCUCUUGGCAUUCCGGCCAGAUGCUAUUUUGGUAUCUUAAGAAAGGAUUGUUCAAUGGUGUUGAUCAAGAUGUUGUCAACAUGCAGAGAAAGAAGGGUGUAUUGUCUGGGGACCUCGAGGAAAAACACGCCCGGGCAGCUCACUACGACAACAAAGCCGAGUUCAUGUAUUCGUUCUUACAAAUCAUGACCGCUUGCACAGCUUCUUUUACGCAUGGUGCCAAUGACGUUUCGAAUGCCAUCGGACCUUUUACAACAAUCUAUCAGAUCUGGCAACAGGGACAAGUUCCUAAGAACCCUGAAGUGCCCCUUUGGAUUCUGGCUUUCGGCGGUGUCGCCAUUGUCAUUGGUCUCUGGACUUAUGGGUAUCACAUCAUGGCUAACCUUGGCAAUCGGCUGACGUUGAACUCACCCUCUCGAGGUUUCUCUAUGGAAUUGGGAAGCGCUGUUACUAUUAUCCUCGCUACUCGGCUUAAGCUUCCGGUAUCGACUACGCAGUGCAUUACGGGCGCCAUCGUCGGCGUUGGUCUCUGCAAUGGCGACUGGCGGGCGCUUAACUGGCGAAUGAUCGCUUGGAUCUACGGAGGUUGGAUCUUGACUUUGCCCUGCGCGGGUAUCAUCUCUGGGUGCCUUAUGGGGUUCGUCCUGAAUGCGCCUCACUGGCGCUGAGGAUAUCGAUGCUGAAUAGAGAUAUUUAUGAAGACAAUUCCGCACAAGAGCAUUAUAAUUACCGAAAAAGUCCUACGAGGAAACUAUUCCAAGGGUAAUGAGUAGUGAGGUCUUUUUGUUGACAGUGAUAUAUAGGUGUAGGUACCUAUAAUAUGCCCUUUCGUCUUAGUUAUGUCGCGUUUUAUUUCUGCAGUCUGAUAUUGUCCGAAUUAUUUUCACUUUAGAC
Messenger RNA from Daldinia decipiens, 2581 nucleotides. Its product is annotated as phosphate transporter. The record is from RefSeq and is a predicted model, not a curated record. The coding region runs from base 493 to 2355 and encodes 620 amino acids. Gene Ontology annotation, cellular component: membrane. The transcript is spliced from 4 exons. Gene Ontology annotation, biological process: phosphate ion transmembrane transport. NCBI's taxonomy places the organism in Eukaryota, Fungi, Ascomycota, Sordariomycetes, Xylariales, Hypoxylaceae.